CCAGUUUCCCGUUAAGGGCUUAAAAUAAACCAGGACUAGGCUAAUUCUACUUAAAUUAAUCCACACUAAACAACUGACUUUCUGAGAUGUUGCUUAAGUUUGGAUUAACUAGUUCUAGACUACAGAGUCUCAGAUUAAGGUAAUCAAGGACCAGUGAGAUCAUCUUUUGGAAACCCGAUUAGAUUAAUGGCAUGCACAUGUGGCUAAGGAGAGGUUGCUAUAAAAACCUGGUAUGGAAUACUUGUAAUUCAUUAGUCUUAAGGAGUGUGUGGAACAGGAGUCACUACACUUAACCAAAAAAUGGAUAAAGGCCGAAGAAAACACUCAAAAAACUUCAGUGAAUUUGAGGAGACCCUUUUAAAACAAAUUGUAUCAAACUAUCCUGUAAUUGAAAACAAACAGCAUGAUUCAGGUACAGAAAACAAGAAGGCAUGGAUUUCCAUAUUGAAUGAAUUCAACUCAAAUGAAAAAGUAACCAAACGGACACUCCAACAAGUUCAGGUCCUGUGGAAAAACAUAAAAAUAAACCUGAAAAAAACAACUGCUGCUACGCAUCAAGAGCGUUUCAAGACAGGUGGGGGACUCCCAGUUACACCAGACACAGAGGAGUUGGGGGACUUGUUGGCUGGGAUUAUUGAAAGUCAGCAACCCCUGGAAGGUAUUCCAGAUGAUGACCAUUUGGACAGUUCAGGUGAGGAAUCUUUCAAAGACUCAUUUGAUGAUUUACAUUUUCUUGACCGUUUCCAUAUGUCAAAGGAAAAUGCAACAGAAAUAUUUGGUUUGCUGCAGCCCAAGCUUUCAAGUGACUUAGUCAGGGACACCCCUAUUUCUCCUUCCUUACAAAUAUUAAUUACCUUAAGGUUUUUGGCAUGUGGAACCUUCCAUCGUGAAACUGGGGAUUUGUGUGGUGUAGGUGAAUCAACAGUGUGCAAAAUAGUGCUCCUGUCUUUCAGCAACCUUCUUUCUGGUCUUGGCGGUGGUCUCUGAUUGUCGUUGAAAUAGUCGAGGUAAUCCAUUUUCUGCUACUGUGGACGUGAGCCUUGAGGCAAGAAGUUUUUAAUCUGAGGUUAAACCUGCUUCUGACCAGGUUUAAUUUAAGACUUCAUUUAGAUCUGAAUUAGGUCUAAUCCUACUUCUAGAAAUCCGAUUGUUUAAGUCUAGACUAGUGCAAGUCUGAGACUAUUGUAAUCCAUGUGUGAGAAAGCUACUUCAAUAAAUCCAGGUUUAAAAUGACAUUUAGUCUACGACUAGGCUUAAUCCCUGUAUGGGAAACCGGCCCUAUAUUUUGGACUGGAAGAUUAAAAGCGCAUGCCUUCAAACUACUUAUUUCCCACAAGAUCACACGGGUGAAAAUAUCGCAGAGGCCCUCAGAGACGUAAUAACAACCUGGAUGUUAAAUCCAAAUGGACCCGUGGCCAUUACCACUGACAAUGGAGCGAAUAUCGUCUGCGCAGUCCAAAACAACAACUGGCAGAGGAUGCAGUGUUUGGUCACAGACUACAUUUGGAGAUUGGUGAGUGCAAUAUACCUGGUCUUACAUGGGUGUGUGUGUGUGUGUCUGUCUGUCUGUGUGCACAUGUAGGUUAGUCUGCUUUGGACUGCCUGGGUGUGAAAUGUUUGGUUGGGUGGAAGGGGGUGUGGCAAAUAAUCUGGUAUUUAAAAAAAAAAAAAAAACACAGUGUAUUGCAGAAUAAUUAAAAAGUACAAUGUCAAAAUAAUAACUUUAUUACAAAUUAAAAAGAAACUAUACAUAUAUACUUAUACAGUCACAAAAUUAAGAGACAAUUCAUGGCUUGAGCUAUUAAACUACAUUUAAAAACAAUUUAUUUCAUUUUUGCUUUUACUGUGUUACAGGUCAUGGAAUGCAAGACCCUCGUAUCACACGGGCCAUUUCUCUUUGCAAGAGAACUGUGAGCGCAUUCUCCUACAGCUGGAAAAAGCGGAGGGAGCUGGCCAAAGUGCACAGAUGAUUACCAGCUCAUCAGCUCAGUACGGAGUUGACCACAUGGUAGGGAUCACGUCUACAAAUGGUAGAAUGCGUCCUUGAGCAGGAAAGGGCUCUUGCCAAAGUCCUGUCUGCUGACAAGAAAACAAGACCUCUGGUUCUUACCUGGCAAGACAUAGAGGUGCUAGAGGCCAUCCAAAGAGCACUGAAGCCCCUGCAGGACUUCACUGACGCUUUGUCAGGCGAGGAGUAUGUGACACUCUCAUACAUAAGACCUGUGCUCCACCUCUUUAACAGCAGCCUCCUUGCUCCUGAGGAAGGUGACAGUGAGCUAACAAAGUCCAUCAAACACACCAUCCUGACUUACUUAAAUGAAAAGUAUUCAGAGCCCUCUACCAGUGACUUGCUGGACAUUGCUUCCUUUAUAGACCCACGGUAUCGGGGGAAAUAUGUCAGCAGUGGGAAACUGGUUGCAUUGAAAGAGAGGCUCAUCUGCGAAGCACAGAGUUUGCUAGGUGAUCAGGGGAGCUCUGCAGGUGUUGACAAAGCUGUGCCUCAGUCCGCACAAGAGAGUGCCAUAGCAGAUCCUGUGCCCCCCAUUGCUAAAAAGAAAAAACACUAGCCAGCUUCUUUGUCCAAGAUGCAACCCCUUACUCUUCUUCAUUCACACCUCGCGAGUCCAUUGAGAAUGAGUUGUCAAGCUAUUUACAGUCUGUAUGUUUGGAGAGGGAGGCAGAUCCACUACAAUGGUGGCAGGAACAUGAGGUUGCCUAUCCAGCACUGAGCACCCUAGCAAAAAAGUACCUCUGUGUGCCUGCCACUAGCAGUCCUUCUGAAAGGAUCUUCAGCUGGAGUGGAAAUAUAGUUACUUGUCAAAGGGCUGCACUUAAGCCUGACACAGUAGACCGAUUGGUAUUCCUUGCUCAAAAUAUUAAAAAGUAAAAGAGUUACACAAACUUGUUUUUGGCUAUUUGUUGAUGGCUACAACAGAGUUAAUGCAAAGAUGAGCUUGAGUUGAGUUGUUUUAUUUUUGAAUGAAAAGGCAAUAUGUAUUUAUUUUUUCCUUUAUUUUACAGUUAAAUUAUUAUUUUUGUAUACAGGGAUUUUUUUUUAAAAUGUCGCAGAAGCACUUUGUUCCUACAUGAACUGCCUACCUCUUUGCACUUCAAUAAAAAAAAAGACUUUGUGGUCUUUGGCAUAUUUGUUUUUGCAGUAGUUUUUGGGGGGUUAUUUUUCCUGUAAAGAUAUCGAGAGGUAUAUCGAGAUAUAGCAAAAUAUAUCGAGAUAUAUUUUUUGCUCCAUAUCGCCCAGCCCUAAUGGACACUGCUUGAGAUUGGGAUGAGGGAGUUUCCUUUGGUUUUAUUCGCAGUAAGAGAGACUGUACAGGAAUCUCUUGGUUUUAGCCCAGCCGAACUUGAAUUCGGACAUCAGGUAAGAGGACCUUUAAAAGUCCUUAAGGAACAGAUUUUAACAGCUGAUUCCAGUCCGUACUGGAACACUAACGUACUGGAUUAUGUUGGUACAUUUCGAGAACGUUUACAUACUGCUUGGUCGCUAGCUAGAGAGUCUUUAGCAACUGCUCAGAAAGGCAUGAAGCAUAAGUUCGAUCAGAAAGCAAUUGCGCAAUCUUUUAUGCCCGGGGAUGAAGUGCUUGUGCUUUUACCUGUUCCUGGAUCAUCUCUGUCGGCUCAUUUCUUUGGUCCGUAUGUUGUGAAGAGGAGAAUGAGUAAAACUGAUUAUAUGCUUUCCACACCUGAUAGAAAACGCCAAACCCGAGUUUGUCACAUUAAUAUGUUAAAAGCUUACCAUGUAAGGGAGAAGGCUGAGGUUAAAACUUCGGAACAGACUGCUGGGCUCGCCGUUACUUCUGUCAUGUUAGCCGUAGAGGUGACACCCUCUCCUAGUAUCACCGGUGUGGACGAGGAUGGUAUCGUGCUUCGCAAUGCUCCUCAGCAGUGCGCAAGGCUGGCGAAUUCAGGGAUUUUGCAAGAUCUCUCAUCCUACCUAAUUCAUUUAACUUCGGACCAGGAAUCCGACAUUAAGUUAAUUUCUGAUUUUAAUUGUUUGUUUAGUGAUGUUCCCAGACAAACAAAUGUUUUGCAGCAUAACAUUAAUGUAAGUGGUGCUCGCCCUAUCAAGCAGCAUGCUUACCAUGUAAAUACAGUCAAGAGGUCUAUUAUGCGUCAGGAGGUAGGUUAUUUGUUGGAGAAUGGUUUAGCCCUGGAGUUCUCCAUGUUUACUCGUGCCUAAACCUGAUGGCACGUUUAGAUUCUGCACUGAUUACCGUAGG
This is a messenger RNA of Cyprinus carpio (common carp), 4235 nucleotides long. RefSeq lists its product as uncharacterized. Bases 3284 to 4195 code for a protein of 303 amino acids. Lineage: Eukaryota; Metazoa; Chordata; Actinopteri; Cypriniformes; Cyprinidae. The record is from RefSeq and is a predicted model, not a curated record. The transcript is spliced from 2 exons.